Molecule: messenger RNA, 1242 nt
Organism: Colius striatus (speckled mousebird)
Lineage: Eukaryota; Metazoa; Chordata; Aves; Coliiformes; Coliidae
Gene: HMGN2
Product: high mobility group nucleosomal binding domain 2
Exons: 6
Coding region: 91-363 (90 amino acids)
Biological process (GO): chromatin organization
Cellular component (GO): nucleus; chromatin
Molecular function (GO): nucleosomal DNA binding
Source: RefSeq, a predicted model, not a curated record
UCCCUCCGCCCCCUCACGCCGCCCCGCCGCGCUCCUCUCUCUCUCCCUCACACACACACAUACACACACACAACACGCCAGCCCGGAGCCAUGCCGAAGAGAAAGGCUGAAGGAGAUGCCAAGGGCGAUAAGGCCAAAGUUAAGGAUGAGCCACAACGGAGAUCGGCGAGGUUAUCUGCUAAGCCUGCUCCUCCAAAGCCAGAGCCUAAACCUAAGAAGGCAGCUCCAAAGAAGAGCGAGAAGUUGCCCAAGGGAAAGAAGGGGAAGGCUGAUGCUGGCAAGGAGGGAAACAACCCUGCAGAAAAUGGAGAUGCCAAAACAGACCAGGCACAGAAAGCUGAAGGUGCUGGUGAAGCCAAGUAAAAAUGUGUGAAUUUUUGAUAACUGUGUACUUCUGGUGACUGUACAGUUUGAAAUACUAUUUUUUAUCAAGUUUUAUAACAAUGCAGAAUUUUGGUUUACUUUUUUUUAAGCUAUGUUGUUAGCACACAGACCGCUUCGUUGUUGUGUUGGGGGGAGGGUGGUGGGGACAGUGGGGACAAAUGUCAUUUAGUCUAUUUCUCAGAACCUAAAUUUUAAUAAGAAAAAGUUUUCCAGGUCCCCCAGUUUAAGGAAGAAGCACUCUUCCUGAAUAAAGAAGGAAGAGAUUCCUUCAUGCUGCACACUGUUCAGUCUGUGAAGUGUGUCUGAGUGCACACAGAAGCUCCCAAGAUGCCAACUCCAAACCGCGGUUCUUAAUGACCUCUGUGUUUCCUUCCUCACCUUCUUUGUUUGCCCAGAGCCUGUCACUCCAAAGCACAGCAAAACUUGGCAUUUUGGGAUGUGUCUCACUCUGAAUGCACUGUCAGGUGAUCCGGACUUGUGGUGUUCAUUUUGGGAUGCAAUGGCUCCAGGAGGAGCCACGCUUCCUCUUUUACCUUGUGAAUCUUCAGAUAAGAAACCUGCAUUUUAGGGUUUUUUUUCCUCUCAAAAGUCAGGGUAGGUUUGUGAAGAGUUGUUAAACAACAUGCUAAAUGUGAAAGUGUCCACCCUCACUCUAAACUUUUCCCUCUACGAGUAUGAAAUGAAGAUUCUUCUGGUUUAUAGCAACUUUUACGUUCUGGUAGCCCAUGAAGGGAGGGGAGUUCGACAGUUGUUGUAAAAUGUUGCAGAUUGUAGCCCAUGUCCUGCCUAAAUUUCAUGAUUGUUUAUGAAAAGUACCUUUAAUAAAGCUGGAUACGGUUUGGCUUGGACUGUUCUUGA